Messenger RNA from Atta colombica, 4041 nucleotides. Its product is annotated as DDB1- and CUL4-associated factor 5. Gene Ontology annotation, molecular function: protein binding. Gene Ontology annotation, cellular component: Cul4-RING E3 ubiquitin ligase complex; cytoplasm. Lineage: Eukaryota; Metazoa; Arthropoda; Insecta; Hymenoptera; Formicidae. Bases 923 to 3394 code for a protein of 823 amino acids. The record is from RefSeq and is a predicted model, not a curated record. The transcript has 7 exons. Gene Ontology annotation, biological process: negative regulation of fatty acid biosynthetic process.
UAGCAGUGUUUACGUCUGAUUCCGGGAAACAAAUGUGACAGAUUCUCCCUCAAUUCUCCGCCAGAGUGAAGUUUGUCGAAAGCCGGCUCGUUUUUAACGAUUAUGAAUUUGGAUAGUAUUUACGCGAGAACGCGUUUAUACACGACAUUGAACAGAUUAGUAGGUUCAAACGAAUAUUCUUUCAACACGACAACGGUCGUCGACAGCAACAGCAGCAGCACCGGCAAACAUCGAAACGACUGAAGUGACCGCACGGGGGGGCCAAAGAAUCAGCUGAUCGGGCUGGACGAGCAGCGACAGGAGGAGACAAACGGUUGGCUGAUCGGAGAGCGGAUUGAUAUGGUAGUGGUAGUGAUGGUGGCGACGAUGAUGGUGACGGUGACAGUGUGGUAGUGAAACUUCCGGUACAGGUUGAGCCGAGCGUGUGUGUACACACAGAACCGUGCGUCGUGGCGUUUCGACCGUCCACGAUCUGCGAGCUACGUUAUCGUAUCGGGUAUACCGUUUCAUCCGCGUCUUGUUACGUCUUUUUCUUGUUGGCGCAAGUCGUGGGAACGGGCGAUAUCUUCGACGAGAGGAAUUCUCCGUAGGCACGAUCGGUAGACGUUAGUGCAAAGUAAACAGCACUCGCAAGGGAGGAGAGAAGGCGGAGGUGGUAAAAGAGGAGGAGGCCAAAAGGAGGAGGAGGAGGAGGAAGCGCAGCGAUCGCGACGUGCCCGAUCUGUGAUACUGCGUGAAGGGGCGCUCGCUCUUUUCUCUGGUGGUCGCGCUCGGCGACGUUCGCGCACGUCCAUCCACGCGCGCCGGGUACGGGGAGGAUAAACGAAGUAAAACGCGUGGCGAUCGUCCGCGGAGGGUGGCCGGAGCGACGACAACCACGGGGGACGAGCGUACGGUGACGACGUCGACGGCGACGACGGGGAUGCCGAUGACGGCGGCGUCGUCGUCGCGCGGCGACGCGUGCCAGGAGGAUCGUCAGCCGCCAGCCGUCGUCGUUGUCGACGGGGAGGCAGACGGCCGCGUUCGGUUCCGCGCCGGCAACCUCCGACGACGGCGCCGACGACUACCGCGACAGACGUGCGAGGGUGGCGACGGGGCCGGAGAGGUCGCCCAUCCGUCCGAGUGCAGCGCACUGUCCUAUGUCCUUGCGCGACAAAUCGACGACAAGAUCGACUACUGCCGGAGUUUGACCAACGCUAGAUUCGCGAACGCCGAGAAUCUUUAUAGGAAGGAUCUGCUGUCCCACUAUGGAUGCGUCAACGCGAUCGAGUUCUCCAACCAGGGCGAUCUGCUGGUGUCCGGAGGCGACGACAGAAGAGUUCUAUUAUGGAGAGUGGAGCAAGCGAUAAAUAAUUUCGGCAGGCCCACCGUGAUGAAAUCGCAACAUGUUAGCAAUAUAUUUUGCCUUGGUUAUGAUAGCAGCAAGACUAAGAUAUUCUCCGCUGGGAAUGAUGAUCAAGUUAUAGUUCACGAUUUGCGCACGGGCGAAUCCCUCAACAUCUUCCUGCACGAAAAGCCUGUCUAUGGGCUGUCCAUUCAUCCGCACAAUGACGAAGUCUUCGCCAGCGCCUGCGACGACGGGAGAGUUCUCAUUUACGAUAUACGUACUAACAACGCUAUGGAAACUUUGGCACAAUACAAAAGCGCCUUCCACUCUGUCAUGUUUAAUCCCGUGGAUCCGAGACUGCUCGCUACUGCCAACGCUAAAGAAGGUGUCAGUAUGUGGGAUAUACGAAAACCUUUGGAGCCUGUACUGUGUUAUGGAAGCCCGCAACAGAGUUGUAUGAAUGUCAGAUUUAAUUCGAUGGGUGAUCGAUUGCUGGCCUUACGAAGAAGACUACCACCGGUUCUUUACGCUGUCGAUUCUCCCACGCACUUAUGCGAAUUUGAUCAUACGGGAUAUUACAACAGUUGUACCAUGAAAUCUUGCUGUUUCGCCGGUGAGAAUGACGAAUACGUUCUUUCUGGUUCGGAUGAUUUCAACCUGUAUAUGUGGAAAAUUCCUCCUCCCGAUGGCAAAUCAUGGGUGGAAUCCGCCCACAUGGUGUUGCGUGGUCACAGAUCGAUCGUUAAUCAAGUUCGAUACAAUCAAACAAGCUGUAUCCUUGCAUCGUCUGGCGUCGAGAAGAUUAUUAAGAUUUGGAGUCCAUUUUCAUUUGGAAGCGGAUGUUUAGGAGGAUUGAAGAGAGACGCUGGCAAGCGCGAGAAACAACGCCGAGUAUUCACACAUGAUGAAUAUAUAGGACUGGUUUUACGUAGUGGACAGUUUAUGACGCACGAUUACAGCCAUCAAUCGACUAAGGAAGAUCCACGAAUGAUGGCCUUUUUCGAUUCCCUUGUGCAGCGCGAAAUUGAAGGCUGGAGUUCCGAGGAUGUGCCAACACCUCAUACUCCCAGCGAUUCUGAAAUAAAUCCAGCAACGGGCGAACCGUAUAGCGCGACAGAAGGCGAUGAUACUACGGCAUCGGAAGGCGGUGUAGCUCCCGAAAGGCCGUUAGAGUCGCCAAAUCGCAUAACUCGGCUUAUCGCGAAUCGCAGAAAAAAGCUCAUGCGAAUGGCCGCGAUGGAACGAUCCCCCUCGGAUUCCGCUAGUGAAGGAGACAACGCUCAUCUGAAACGCAGAUCCAAAUCGAAGUCAAAAUCGAAGAGUGUUAAGAGAAAACAUACCAGAUUGUCUAGCAGAAGAAGACUAUCUACCAGACGAAAGUGUACUGUGUUAAAAGUCAAUAGUGAUUCGGACAGUGACGACGAACGACCGGUUGAUGCGGCUCAACCCAGUACUAGUUCCGGGGUGAUUUUCCGGAGAUCGCGAUACGUCACUAGCGCGAUCGAGAAAGACGACAAGAGCUCGAGCUAUAGCAGCAGCAGUAGCUGCGUUUACGAGGACAUUGUCGCCAGUAUCAGUAAACGAAAACAUUCUAAAACUGAUUCGGAUACCUCCGCGAAGGCACACAAACGAAAGCAUCGAAAGUGCAAAAAUAGUUCUCGACACUCGAACGACGGUUCUGGUAAGAGCCAAAAUAAACGACAGAAACUCGAUGACGAUUCAGAGGAAGAAGAGAAAACUGCUAGCUCGAGAAAUUGUGUUAAUGGUAAUUCUAGUAAAGACCGUCGUGAAGACGGACCGUCAACGCCGAGCAACAAAUCACUUCAAGUUCCUUGUACUCCAGAUAGCGGUAUUAAAUCGGGACUUUCAUCUACGGGUGGAAAAAACAGCGAACAGACACGUAAGGAACGAAACAACAGAGGCGCGGACGAUAGUUCCGACGAGCAGAAACUGAAACGUAUAGAGUGUUUCCGGAAAAAAGUAGAGGAGCUAGCGAGGAGGAGCUAUCGUAAUCGAUCUGCGUCCCAAGCUCAAAAAGUUUCGACCACGAGUGAUUCUUCCGAUUAAGAGCUCACAUUUACUCAUCAAAAUCCCCGCCUCUCCCUGACGCGCUCUACUUCGAUCUCCUAUUCCCUUUCCAUUUGUACAUAAUGUAAUCUGUGAUUCCUUGAAGUAUAUUUUUAUAACACUAAGUUGAUCGCGCGCGAACAUGCGAUCGAUUCUUUUUUUUUUUAAAUCAUGUUUUAAAUCUUGCGCGUCUGCCUUUAAUCCCAUUUCUCGUGAAUGUAUCGUGCUUUCCUUCUUACAAUUUUUCAAAAUUUUCUUUAUAAUCCUUUAAUAUAUAUUGUUGGUUAUAUAUUAUCAAUUUCAUUCAUAAAUCAAGUCACUGAUUAGAUAGACGGAAAUUAUAAUGUUGUUUGGUACCAAUCCUACAUCUAUCGUUCCGCGUAAUAUGCGACUGUCAGUGCUUGGUAAUUCUCAAGCAGUUUGAUCAUUAUUGUGAGGUGAAUGUUUUGCGGAUCUGGCUAUGUAAAUUGCAUCAUGUAAUCGAGACAGAAAUUAUGAAACAGAAACUGUACUGUAGACGCGAAUUAACACACAAUCCGCAUUAAGCAUUCAAGUAUAUGCGGCAACUCGGCUAAUGUGUAUUGUUGAUAUGGUUUGUGCGGUGGAAAGUAAUUAAAAGUAAUAAAUUGGUAUACAUUUUUUUCCUA